AAUCCUUACUGGAACGAGUGCGAAAUGUGUCUUGCUGCCCGAUGUUCAUCCUCGCCAUGGCUCGUCCCCAUAUGACGAUUCUGGGUGCUAAAUACUAAUCGUACAACCACUGACCAAUUUCUUGUGGCUUGGUGGAGACCCUUCUUACGAAACUACGAUAUGGCAUGUUGCCAAAGUUUUUCAUGUUUUGCGCAAAUGCUUGAGGAUUACUAUGUGGGUCUUCGGCAAUCUGAUGUUCCACACCCCACGACUUUUCCCUCACGUCACCGCCCAUGGUUCACCUGAAAAAAGGCUACGAUAUACCGCCUCUCCAGACAACUAGAACAUCCACUCUUCAGAGCUGUUUGCAUGGAUGACGGACGACCGUUUGCCGUUAAGUUCGUUCAUCGCUAUUGUGAAGAUGCCCACCGCCUUCUUGCACAGAUUGGGCGUGCACCUACCCUUCACCAUUGCGGGUCAAUCGGUGCGGGCAUCAUCAUAGUUGCGAUGGAUUUUCUUAAUGAGUGUCAGGAUUCUCAUUCGAGGUACCCCAGUGGCCUGCUUCCUGCUCGCCUCCUCCAGGAUGUGAAGGAGGCUGUCGAACUUAUACACAAGAAUAAGAUCGUGCAUGGCGACCUGAGGCAGCCUAACAUUAUGAUUUGGUCUCACAAAGAAGAUACCACAGAUGAAGCCAGAAGGGAGGAGCAUGCAAUGCUAGUGGAUUUUGAUUGGUGUGGGAGGGUGGUGAAGCGCGCUACCCGUCUACCUUAUAUGAUCCUGGGGAUAUUACGUGGCAUCCAGAUGUAGGACAUGACGGAAUUAUGUGGACGGAGCAUGACGUUUUACGUUAAGGAGGGCAGGUGGGAAGAUGCCUUUGCAUGCCACAAAGAGGCACCAUAUGCACUCGUCGGCGAGCGAAAUAGGCUCAACUGUUUCGUGGGCUAGUGACCAUAAGGACGUGAGGGUUUUUGUUACAAACACCACACUAAACUUGUACAUGUGUGGAAC
This is a messenger RNA of Cantharellus anzutake, 987 nucleotides long. RefSeq lists its product as uncharacterized. NCBI's taxonomy places the organism in Eukaryota, Fungi, Basidiomycota, Agaricomycetes, Cantharellales, Hydnaceae. Gene Ontology annotation, biological process: protein phosphorylation. The transcript has 3 exons. Gene Ontology annotation, molecular function: protein kinase activity; ATP binding. The record is from RefSeq and is a predicted model, not a curated record. Bases 349 to 786 code for a protein of 145 amino acids.